CUUUGAGGCCCGGGACACUGCGCAUUGGGUAAUUUGUACUGAAAAUUCAAUUUGUAUUUUUAUUUUUCUGGCAAAAUUAUUUUUAUAUUGCUUUAUUAUGGAAUCCUAGGUGUAAAAAGCAUUAAAUAAUGGGAGCUUCAUUAUCUCAACUGGAGCGAGAUAUCGGCUCUGAACAGUUUCCACCAAAUGAACACUACUUUGGACUAGUUAAUUUUGGUAAUACGUGUUACAGCAAUUCAGUAUUACAAGCACUUUAUUUUUGUAAGCCAUUCCGAGAAAAGGUAUUAGAGUAUAAGGCCAAGAACAAAAGGACGAAGGAGACCUUGUUGUCGUGUCUGGCCGAUUUAUUCUACAGCAUCGCCACGCAAAAGAAGAAAGUUGGUUCGAUUGCACCCAAAAAAUUUAUCGCUCGUUUGAGGAAGGAGAAAGAAGAAUUUGACAACUAUAUGCAACAAGAUGCCCACGAAUUCUUAAAUUUUCUUAUAAACCACAUAAACGAAAUUAUUCUGGCUGAACGAAAUCAGGGAAAAAAUGUCAAAUCCACUGGAAGUGAUCAGAGUCCCACUUGGGUACAUGAGAUCUUUCAAGGAAUAUUAACGAGUGAAACUCGCUGCCUGUGCUGCGAAACAGUGAGCAGCAAGGACGAGCACUUUUUCGAUUUACAAGUGGACGUCGAUCAGAACACUAGUAUCACGUACUGCCUGCGAUGCUUCAGCAAUACGGAGACGCUAAGUAACGAAAACAAGUUCAAAUGUGAUAAUUGUUGUAGUUAUCAGGAAGCCCAGAAACGGAUGAGGGUCAAAAAGUCCCCAAUCAUUCUGGCAUUGCAUUUAAAGAGAUUCAAAUACAUGGAACAGUUCAACAGGCACAUCAAAGUGUCACAUCGAGUAGUAUUCCCAUUAGAGUUGAGACUUUUCAAUACGUCGGAUGACGCUGUUAAUCCUGAUCGUCUGUACGAUUUGAUGGCAGUUGUUAUCCAUUGCGGAUCCGGCCCCAAUAGAGGACAUUACAUUUCGAUAGUUAAGAGUCACAAAUUUUGGCUGCUAUUUGACGAUGAUAUGGUGGACAAGAUUGAGGCAUCCACCAUCGAGGACUUUUACGGCUUGACGUCCGACAUCCAAAAAUCCUCGGAGACGGGAUAUAUUUUAUUUUAUCAGUCACGCGAUAGUUUUGACAAGAAUUAUAAUUGUUAGUUAUAUUUAUUAUUUGACCUAUUCUCUAGACUAGAUACGUUAAACUUCUAUUUAUAGUGCAUUUAGGUAUCUGAUGAAAAUUUUAGAUGCUCUAAAAUAAAAUUACUUCAUA
Culicoides brevitarsis is the source of this 1305-nucleotide messenger RNA. RefSeq names its product ubiquitin carboxyl-terminal hydrolase 46 (gene Usp12-46). Gene Ontology annotation, molecular function: cysteine-type deubiquitinase activity. The coding region runs from base 129 to 1193 and encodes 354 amino acids. The transcript is spliced from 5 exons. The record is from RefSeq and is a predicted model, not a curated record. Lineage: Eukaryota; Metazoa; Arthropoda; Insecta; Diptera; Ceratopogonidae. Gene Ontology annotation, biological process: protein deubiquitination. Gene Ontology annotation, cellular component: cytosol; nucleus.